GUCGGCCAGUGAGGAGGGGGCAGAGAGGACCCUCCCCCAGCCAGAUGUGAGAGCCACUCUCUCCAGUCUGCACCUCUGCCUUCAGAUGAGCACGGAGCCUCCUGCAGUUUGCAGGCGUACAGACAGCCAGAGGAAUACCACGGCUGUGCCUCUGCUCUGCCUUGGACUGUGGUGUGGGCUAUAGCGCUGCAAACGCGGCGUCCCCACUGUCUCAACGUUGAGCCUGUGCGGCAGCGGCAAAAUUCACUCUGCUACCGCCUUGCCUGCUGCACUUCGCCGCUCCCAGAGAGAGAAACCCGUCUGUACCCCACUUUCAAGUCGCUAAAGGAGACCGUGGAUUGGAACUAAUUAUUGCGCCUAUUGGAUCAAUUUGAGUGGAAUUACUGUUAGGUCGUUGUUUUUCAUGGUUGAAAACAGUAGGCUAUAUGGAUACCCAAUCUGCGUGAUAUCGGUUCAUGAUUGAGAAGCACGGAGGGGCGUGGAAUUAAUUGAAAUCUAUUUGGUCUUCUUGGAUGUAAAACAACCGAGAUUUAUUUCUCCCCACUCCUCCCUUCCCCUCUCCUCACCUUCAACAUGACUUCUCUGUCUGGGACCAAAGAGAGGUCUGUGACCAGCAGGAGCAGAAAAUACGGGAUGACCGACACCUCCCCGACAAAAUCAGCCUCCUUCUCCCCGGAGACAUGGUACAGAAAGGCCUAUGAGGAGUCCCGGACCGGCAGCCGACCCGCUCCAGAGGGAGCCGGCUCUAUGCCCAGCUCCACAGGCACCCCCUCCCCAGGAUCUGGCACCUCGUCCCCGGGAUCCUUCUCCGGUUCCCCCGGGACCAUAUCUCCAGGGAUCGGGACCGGUUCCCCUGGGUCUCUAGGUGGCUCGCCAGGUUUCGGUACAGGUUCGCCGGGCUCUGGCAGCGGGAGCUCUCCUGGUUCUGAGAGAGAGAGGGGGAUAUGGUGUGAGAACUGCAAUGCCCGUCUGGCGGAGCUGAAGAGACAGGCGCUGAAGCUACUGAUUCCCGGCCCCUACUCCAGCAAGGAUCCGUCCUUCUCCCUGCUCCUCCACGACAAGCUUCAGGUGCCCAACAGCUCGGGGCGGGCCUGGAAUGAGCGUGACAGUCGCUGUGACGUGUGUUCCACCCACCUGACCCAGCUGAAACAGGAAGCAGUCCACAUGGUGCUGACCAUGGACCAGUGGGACCUGUCCCCCAGCUCGCCCCCCACCCUGCCCAGCCACAGUGGCCCUCCACAGGGCCCCACAGCCCCAUGGGACUGGGCUUACCUCCCUUCAGCCGCAGCAGCCUACCCCCAUCCCCGUCCAAACCCACUCCACCCUACCAUGCCUCCAACGUCCUCUACUGCGUCCUUCUCCAGCCUCAGCCAUGCUGCGUCCAACCCCAGCCCAGGUGCAACUUCUGUGGGUCAAACAUCCACCCAUGCAGCCUCUUCAGCGCCAGCCCCGGCGUCCUCAUCGCCGGCUCCAUCCCCGGUGCACCAGGGAGGGUACCUCCGCCAAGGUUCCAAGCCCAGUUCCCUAGGAGUAGGCCUCGGGGCGGAGAGGAGGAACGGCUCCCCGGCACACUCCAGUAAGACCAGCGGUGUCCCGUCGGCCCAGCCGCCCAACAGCCCGGGUAGUAACGGGAACAGUUCUGUUAGCGGAGCAGUGUUGAGUACAGCAGCCCUGCAGGCUCACCAGUACAUGUCUCGCACCAACGGAGGAGGAGUCACACUCUACCCCUACCAGAUCUCCCAGAUGAUAUCUGAUGGGUGUCGAGAGGGUGUGACGGAGGCAGUUCUGAACCGCUACAACGCUGAUCGCCCCUCGUCCUCGCAGGCCCCUCCCACUCUGCAGGUUACCACGGCAGCACCAACCACCACCUCUGCCGCCGCGUCCUUCUUCGCCAGAGCUGCUCAGAAGUUGAACCUGUCAUCGAAGAAGAAGAAGCAGCGCCCAGCGCCCCCCGCAGUUGUGUGUGACCCCCCUCUGUUCCCCACCAACUUCAGUGGGACCCUGCAGACCGCCCCUCCCCCCGCCCCACCUUGCCUGUUACGGGCUGCCAGCAAGAUCAAAGACACCCCCGGACUAGGCAAGGUGAAGGUGAUGGUGCGUGUGUGUCCCGUGAUGUCCUCGGACGCAGCAGAGUCCAGCUCCUUCCUCAAGGUGGACACCAGGAAGAAGCAGGUGACCAUUAUGGAUCCAUCAGCCAACCAGAUGCAAGGAAACACCCUCCAGAAACGAGGAGUCAAUCAGGCCCCACCUAAGAUGUUUGCCUUCGACGCCGCCUUCCCCCAUGAUGCAUCACAGGCGGAGGUGUGUGCUGGUACUGUAGCUGAGGUCAUUCAGUCGGUGGUGAACGGAGCAGAUGGCUGUGUCUUCUGCUUCGGACACUCUAAACUGGGUAAAUCCUACACCAUGAUAGGUGGUGAUGAGUCCAUGCAGACCCUGGGGAUCAUCCCCUGUGCCGUCUCCUGGCUCUUCAAGCUCAUCAACGAGAGGAAGGAGAAGACGGGAGCCCGCUUCUCUGUCCGAGUCUCAGCCGUAGAGGUUUGGGGUAAAGAGGAGAACCUGAAGGACUUGCUGUCUGAAGUGGCGACAGGCAGUUUGCAGGACAGCCAGUCCCCUGGAGUUUACCUCUGCGAGGACCCAAUCUGUGGCAUGCAGGUAAAAUGCCGCUCGUCAAAACGUCAACUAAUCAUCAAAACACUGAUAACAAAGCCCUGCACACCCUGUGGCCGUCCACCUAACUUGUCUAAUUAUUCUGAUCACCAUUAUUCUGUCACCCCGAUUUUCUCUCCCCUUUCUCUCUCCUCUCUUUUUCCUUCCUCUCUCUCUUUCUGUACGCUUUCUCUCGGUCCCUCCUUCCCCUCUCUCUAUCCCCCUCUCCCCGGAUCCCCUCCUGUCCCUCUCUCACCCUCCUCUCUCUCUCCAGUGUCGGGAGGUCGCAGUAGACUCCACCUGAUAGACCUGGGCAGCUGUGUGAAGGUGCUGGGAGGAGAGAUGGGCAGGGAGAGCAGUAGUAGUACAGCAGCAGGACUGUGUCUGUCCCUCUCUGCCUUGGGGAACGUCAUCCUGGCUCUGGUCAACGGCAGCAAACAUAUCCCCUACAAGGACAGUAAGCUGACCAUGCUACUGAGAGAGUCGCUGGGCAACAUGAAUUGUCGGACCACCAUGAUUGCCCACAUCUCCUCGUCGCCUAGCAACUUCUCUGACACGCUCUCCACCCUCCAGAUCGCCUCGCGCCUCCUCCGUAUGAAGAAGAAGAAGACCAAAGUCAGUAUGCAAUACACGUCCAGUUCGUCAGGGGGUGAGAGUUCGUGUGAGGAGGGCCGUAUGCGUCGCCCCACCCACCUGAGACCAUUCCACUCCCGUAGCUCUGCCGACGCCAACCUUCCCCUGCUGCACCUCUCCAGUGACCCAGAUGACUACUCCAGUAGCGAGCAGUCCUGCGACACCGUCAUCUACGUGGGCCCCAAUGGGGGUGCUGUCUCGGACCGUGAGCUGACCGACAACGAGGGUCCGCCAGAGUUUGUCCCCAUCAUUCCUGCUCUGCUGAAGAACAAAGCCGAGUCUGCCGUCCUGCCGACUACACCAACUCUACAACAACAACAGCAACAGACAGUACUCUCCCAGCCCCAGCCUGCCCCUACCCAGACACACACCCAGCCCUCUGCCCUGCCUACACAGUCCCUCAUCGCCCUAACCCAGCCCCCACUCCCUCUCCUCCAACCUCUGGGCCAACCCCUGCCCCCUGUGCCAGAGGAAGGGGCGGAGUGUCUCAAGUGCAACACCUUCGCCGAGCUGCAGGAGCGGCUGGAGUGUAUCGACGGGAGCGAAGAGGUGGCCAAGUUCCCCUUUGAGGAGGUGCCGGUUAAUAGGGGGGCCAAGUCUGACACCCUGGUUCCCCCUGGGUCUGAGACAGAGCCUACGGGAGGGGUGGGAGUGGAGGUGGAGGUAGAGACCUCCAGGAGGAUGUCCAACGACCAGCAGCUCCAGGAGAUCAGGGAGGUGGUGGAAGAGGCAGAACUGGCCCAGACCAUGAUAGAGAGUCUGAGCCUGACCGGCAGCUGCAGUGUGACGGGCAGCAGUGGAGCUGGACACACCAGCACUAACCCUCUACAGAGGGCCAAGAGCGCCAGCCUCCAUGACAGUCGUGAGUCUUUGAGCGCAGGCAGUAGCAGUGAUGGUAAGCCCCGCCCCCUGGGUUCUCCUCGGCUGGGCAUCGCCUCUCUUACCAAGACCUCUGACUACAGACCUCCUUCCUCACCCUCACAGCGCUGCAAGGUCUACACCCAGAAGGGUGUGAUGCCGGGAACGCCCCCUCUGUCCUGCCAGAGUCUGUCUACUGCAGACAGCCUGGCUGCAGAUAGUGGGAGGUCCUCUACAGAUUCCCUGCUGCAGCUGGAGUCCCUGUCCAGGACCUCCCCCAUGAGAAUGAGUCCCCAGGUGCUAAAGCGCACCGACUCCUUGUCUGCCAGCCUGGGGUCUGCUGAGACACUGUGUGACGAUAAUGUUCCUCAGAUACCUCUGGAUGUACGCAGGGACACCCCAGCCCCAGCCCCAGUUCCUGCUCUAGCCCCCAGCCCCUCCUCGACCCCAGCCCCAGCAGACCCUCGCUCUCUGGGGGAAGAUGAGCUGGUAUUCACCCUGGGGUGUGAGGAGGGGCUGGAUGUCCGAGGCCUGCUGGAGAGUGGCGGUCGUCCCACUAGCAUCAUUAGCUUCGCCAGCGACUGUUCCGUCACCGCCCUGGCCUCGGGAUCCCGCCCUGUCUCCAUCAUCAGCAGCAUCAGCGAUGACCUGGAGUGCUAUGGAAACAACACUACUGUCGUUGUUACGACCACCGGAAUGGUCACAAUGACAAGCGCCUCAGUCGCCGGGGUGAUCGCCAUGGCGGAAGUCAGCAUGGCGAAGCUUCGCGUGGAAGGAGAGGCGAUGGCGGCGCUGCCGAGCUGCCGGUCGUCCAUCUCAUCGUGGCUGAGUGAGCUGAGUGCUGGGAGUGACGGGGAUCAGUCCCUGCACAGUUUCGGCCAGUCCCAUGGACAUGGGGAGGCUCUGGCCGAGCUAGACCCCCCACAGGUGCCUCUCUCUGGGGCAGAGGAGCAAGAUGAGGUGUCCCUGGAUUCUAGAGGAAGGAAGACUCCUGACAGCGAAGUAGUGUUGUGUGGAGAUGAGAACGGAACAGAGAAGGAGAAGAGCACCCUGACUAAAGAGAGGCUGAAGAGACUGUCUCCCUCCAUGGGUAAGACCAACAUCACCGUCUCCAACAUCCAGACCCUGGGGGCCUCCAGCAACUUCCUCCCCUUCAAGACCAACAUCACAGUCCACUCCUGUGUGGCCGUCAAACCCAUGGUUAUACAGGAGCCCACUAUACUGUCCUCCCCUACCAAGACUCACCUGUUGUCCAAGGACCCAGCCAAGCCUGCCCCAGCCAAAGCCCUGGUCCUGGCCUCCAUGUCCAGCGAGCUCAGCUUCGACGACCCCUGGAUGAAGAGAGAUGGAGGCGAUGUGAGGCCUAAGGAGCUGGUGUGUAAGGUGAAGCCGGAGAAGAGGGUGGUGGAGCCACCAGUCAAGACAGACCCAGCUAAGACCCAGGCCUGGCCCCAGGGUGACAGGGCCAGCAGGGUGGACAGUGGCUACGGAGGGGACCGUUGCAGCUCCAGCAGCGGCGAGACCGUCUCCUCUCCAGACUCCUGUAAGAGGGUGGUGGACGGCUGUGAGAUGGUGCUGGUCAGCUCUGGGGAGUGUCUGAUGACCCCCGUCUACUCUGCCGACAUCCUGCGCACCGCCAGUCUGCCCCGCGGCUGGCACCGGAUCAACCGCCAUGACGGCCUGGACGAGGACUCACUCCGUUACGGCGCUAACGGAGGAGGGGCAGGGGGGGAGUACCGGGGCCUAGGGAUCACCACCUCCACCCCCUGUAGUCCGAAGGCAACACUGGACCGACGGGGGUCGUCCGGGAGACAAGGCCUGUUCUCCCGCCAGAAAGGGAUCCCACCGCUGCCACCAGUACGCAAGUCCAGUCUGGACCAGAAGAACCGGGCAGGAGGCCCCCUCAGCCCCCUGCACGCACCCAGCCAUGGCCUCUCCUUCCUGGGGAGCACCCCGGAGGACCUAGGUGGGCUUGGUGGAGGGAAACAGAAGGGGUCUAAUGUGGAGAGCAGUAGGUUGUUCAGUGCUAAACUAGAGCAGCUGGCUAACAGAACCAACUCUCUGGGGCGGUCCCAUGGAGGUCACAGCUCUCUUGGCCCCCACUACGACUGCCUCUCCCUGGAGAGGGGGGAGAGCCUCAGCUCUCUGGGCUGGAAGGGGGCAGCCGGAGGGGGGAGGGGGGACUGCAAUAUGCCCCAUCCCGGACGUAGCAUCAUCCGCUGUGGCUCAGUGUCAUCCUCCUCCCCUAAUGGAAACGGUUCCGGUAACAGCCCCGGCAGUGCUCCCAAGUCGCCCAAGUCGAGCCAGUCGAAGAUCUCAGCGGUCAGCAAGCUGCUGAUGGCCAGCCCUAAGACCCGCAGCCUUUCGGCCUCCAGCACCAAGACACUCAGCUUCUCCACCAAGUCUCUGCCCCAGUCUGUCAACCGCAGCUCCAGCUUGCCUCCCAACGGCAAGACCCAGCCCCAGCCCCAGGGUCAGACCUCCAGCCAGGCCCUGGGACAGAACAAGGAACCCAGCUCUGGCUCCUGGGCCACCCAGUCUCUGAGUCGCAGCCGAGGGGGAGGCCUGACCGUCAAGCUGCCUCUGAGAGCCGCCAACGGACGCAUCUCCGAGCUGCUUCAGGGUAACGGAGGCUCUCGAUCAACCAGUCACAACCGAGUAGGAGGCUCCGAGGCUGGGGAGGAGAGGGGUGCCGGAGGAAGUGGAGGUGGAGCAGGUGGUGGAGGGACACAGGGAGAGGAGAGACCAGUGAUAGUCCACACCCUGCCGUCUCCCUACAGUAAGAUCACAGCCCCCAAGCGUCCCCAGCGCUGCAGCAGCGGCCAUGCCAGUGACAACAGCAGUGUUCUGAGUGGCGAGCUGCCCCCGGCCAUGGGGAAGACAGCCCUGUUCUACCACAGCGGGGCCAGCAGUGGCUACGAGAGCAUGCUGAGGGACAGCGAGGCCACAGGAAGCGCCUCCUCCGCCCAGGACUCUCUGAGCGAACACAGCUCAGCCACCAGCAGCAGCCGCCGUAGCCUCAAGAACAACAAGAAGAGGAACAACAACACAGGUACCCAGCGUCGUCGUCUGAUUCCCAGCCUGACCCUGGACUCGUCCUCUCUGAUCAGGAAGCCUGCCAUCAGCUCCAGCGUACGCUGGGUCGACGGCCCGCUAAGCCCCGCCCCCAGGGGAACCACAGAACCCUUCGAGAUAAAGGUCUACAAGAUAGACGACGUGGAGCGCCUGCAGAGGAGGAGAGAGAAAGGAAACAAGGAGGUGGUUUAUUUCAGUGCAAAGCUGAAGACCUUGGAGCACAGGCAGCAGCGGAUCUCCGAGAUCCGAGCCAAGUAUGACUGGCUGAAGAAAGAGCUGGAGCAGACCAAGCAGCACCUGAUGCUGGAGCCAGACAAAUGGACCACUGAAUUUGACCUGCAGCAGACGUUUGAGGUAGACUCUCUGGAGUACCUGGAGGCUCUAGAGGUGAUGACAGACAGACUGGAGACCAGGGUCAACUUCUGCAAGGCUCACCUCAUGAUAGUCACCUGCUUCGACGUCACCUGCUGCCGCAGGUAGACCCACGGACAGACAGACGGACCACACCUCCUCUAGGACUGUUAGGACUCAAGGGAAUUGGAGCAUCUCGGAUAUAACAGCAGGAAGAGAGAGGGAUGGAACGAAGGGAGGGAUUUCCAUGAGGAGGUGCAGAAGAACAAAGGCAGACACUAAAGAUGAAUAUUUUUUUAAGCAGCGGGACAGGGAGCAAGGGAGGGAGAGGAGGAGGAUGAAGAAUGAAGAGGAGGAAGAGAGAGGGUGUUUUUUUUUUUAAAUGAGGAGUACAUCUCCCACCUGACAGGAAGAGCACUUUUACUGAGGAGUUGUUGGAGAUGUAGUUUGUAAAUAAAGUUGUGCUUGCUUUGAAUAAGGACUGGCUGACAGACGGCUAUAGACACGUAGGGAAAAAAAGAAAAAAGAACGACAGAAAGGAAAAGAAAACCCACCUUGUGUGUGAAAGACAAGUGCCUUGCGAACACUUCGAAAUCGGAACCAUUGCUCCUGUAUUUGUGUACAGAUGGUGCUAGCUGAAAAAAAGAAUUAGAUCUCAAAAGUAAAAAGAAGAAAAAAGUUGUGGAAAGUAAAAACCACAGAACGUUUUACUCGGUGUUUCCUCCCCUGACUAGCUGUUCUCAGUGGCUUGUAUUGUUCUGCACUAGUUAGGAUUCAACUUUAGGACCUGUUACGUGUACGUUUUCUAUACCGCUUUUUUAAAUUCUCUGAAGACAGUGACACCACACAGAGUGCUUUAGGGGAUAGGAAAUUAUAUUUAAAGACGGACAAGACCCAGGGAAGGGAGGUGGUGGUGGUGUAUCUUCUGGCCCAUUGAUUUCAUUGUCAUUCCUCAGGCAAUGGUGGUGGCAACUGAAGUAUUCAGUCGGGGGUUCAGACUUAACACCCGUCCCCACCCGUCCCCCACCCGUCCCCACCCGUCCCCUAACGAUGAUCAAGAGGUGCAGAGAGACAUCAGCUAGAAGGGAAGGGAGAUGGAGGGAUGAACAAAGGCUAAAAGACAAUGUUACCUUUAGGGAAACAUCGUAAUAACUACCAUAGAAGGGGAUGGGUGUGACCAUGUGAUUAAUGGGUUGAAGGGACACUGCUCUAUUCUACAGGUCUAAAAAAUGGGGGAAAUCUGAGUUAAAUAUGAGUGUAGAGGAAAAUAUCCCAUUCACUCUGCUUGGUGCCACUGUCGUGGUGCAUUCACUUUCAUAAUAGUUUGGUGCUUGAGACAGUUUCAGAUCUAAAUGUUUGUAUAAACAUACAUACAUACAUGCAUAUACUAUAUAUAUAUACACACAUAUAUAUACAGUUGAAGUCGGAAGUUUACAUACUUUGGUUGGAGUUAUUAAAACUCGUUUUUCAACCACUCCACAAAUUUCUUGUUAACAAACUAUAGUUUUGGCAAGUCGGUUAGGACAUAUACUUUGUGCAUGACACAAGUCAUUUUCCCAACAAUUGCUUACAGAUUAUUUCACCUAUAAUUCAUUGUAUUACAAUUCCAGUGGGUCAGAAGUUCAUACCCUAAGUUGGCUGUGCCUUUAAACAGCUUGGAAACUUCCAGAAAAGGAUGUCAUGGCUUUAGAAGCUUCUGAUAGGCUAAUUGACAUCAUUUGAGUCAAUUGGAGGUGUACCUGUGGAUGUAUUUCAAGGCCUACCUUCAAACUCAGCGCCUCUUUGCUUGACAUCAUGGGAAAAUCAAAAGACAUCAGCCAAGACCUCAGAAAAACAAUUGUAGACCUCCACAAGUCUGGUUCAUCCUUGGGAGCAAUUUCCAAACGCCUGAAGGUACCACGUUCAUCUGUACAAACAAUAGUACGCAAGUAUAAACACCAUGGGACCACGCAGCCGUCAAACCGCUCAGGAAGGAGAUGCGUUCUAUCUCCUAGAGAUUAACGUACUUUGGUGCAAAAAGUGCAAAUCAAUCCCAGAACAACCGCAACGGACCUUGUGAAGAUACUGGAGGAAACAGGUACAAAAGUAUCUAUAUCCACAGUAAAACGAGUCCUAUAUCGUCAUAACCUGAAAGGCUGCUCAGCAAGGAAGAAGCCACUGCUCCAAAACCGCCAUAUAAAAAGCCAGACUACAGUUUGCAACUGCACAUGGGGACAAAGAUCGUACUUUUUGGAGAAAUGUCCUCUUGUCUGAUGAAACAAAAAUAGAACUGUUUGGCCAUAAUGACCAUCAUUAUGUUUGGAGGAAAAAGAGGGAGGCUUGCAAGCCGAAGAACACCAUCCCAACCGUGAAGCACGGGGGUGGCAGAAUCAUGUUGUGGGGGUGCUUUGCUGCAGGAGGGCCUGGUGCACUUCACAAAAUAGAUGGCAUCAUGAGGAGGAAUAUUAUGUGGAUAUAUUGAAGCAACAUCUCAAGACAUCAGUCAGGAAGUUAAAGCUUGGUCGUAAAUGGGUCUUCCAAAUGGAUAAUGACCCCAAGCAUACCUCCAAAGUUGUGGCAAAAUGGCUAAAGUACAACAAAGUCAAGGUAUUGGAGUGGCCAUCACAAAGCCCUGACCUCAACCCUAUAGAACAUUUGUGGGCAGAACUGAAAAAGCGUGUGCGAGCAAGGAGGCCUACAAACCUGACUCAGUUACACCAGCUCUGCCAAGAGGAGUGGGACAAAAUUCACCCAAAUUAUUGUAGGAAGCUUGUGGAAGGCUACCCGAAACAUUUGACCCAAGUUAAACAAUUUAAAGGCAAUGCUACCAAAUACUAAUUGAGUGUAUGUAAACUUCUGACCCACUGGGAAUGCGAUGAAAGAAAUUAAAGCUGAAAUAAAUAAUUCUCUCUACUACUAUUCUGACAUUUCACAUUCUUAAAAUAAAAUGGUGAUCCUAACUGACCUAAAACAGGGAAUUUUUACUUGGAUUAAAUGUCAGGAAUUGUGAAAAACUGAGUUUAAAUGUAUUUGGCUUAGGUGUAUGUAAACUUCCGACUUCAACUGUAUAUAUAUAUACACAUACAUAGAAACACAUACAUAUAUAUAGUUAUACAUAUAUAUAUAUAUGUAAUGUGCAUAUAUAUGCAUACAUAUACAUACGUAUGUAUGUGUGUAUAUAGAUAUAUAUAUAUACACACGAAUGCAUAUAUAUAUAUAUACGUAUGUAUGUAUAUAAAUAUAUAUGUAUAUAUACACAUAUGUAAUGUGUAUAUAUAUAUAUAUAUAUAUAUACAUAUGUAUAUAUAUACAUACACACACAUACGUAUAUACAUAUAUAUUAUAAAUAUAUAUAUAUAUAUAUAUAUAGAUGUAUAUAUAUAAACAUACAUAUAUAGCCUGUUUCCUAAAAUAACUUUCAGACAUAAAUGCUUCUUCUUCUUCUUCAUCUUACCAUCAUAUUUUAUGACGUAGUGUCCUUGGCUGUUUUGAGAGGCAUUUAUUAAUAAAAUGUAUUAUUUUUAUUAUCAUCCUCAUCAUUCCCUCUCCCUCCCUUUCGUGAGAGGUCAUGCCCCUUGCCCUUUCACCUCUCCCCUAUGUCAUGGUCAUGAAUGAAGGAUCUUAUUUAUUUAACUCAGGAGGCAUGCUGGAACAGAGAGGUGCUGGAACAGAGAGUUGCUUGUAUUGUAUAAUGCAUUAUCCACACACCUUUUGGUCUGCAAAGUUACUAUGCAUUUAAAAAAAGACAAAAUAAUGUACAUAUGCUGAGGCCAUUUCAUAUAUAGAUAGAUUACAACAUAUACACUAUCGUCUUUAUUUGAGAUAUUUUCUUUUCUCCUCCGCUAUUUUCGUUUGUUACUUCCUCCUUGAGAUGGGAAUUGUCCGAUUGAUGGGAGUAGAAAGAAGUAGUCCCCUAAUGGUUAAGAUAUGAUUCAGGAUAGGUCAUCUGAUCCUGGAUCUGUUCCUGAGGGCAGCUUCUACCCGGAGCCUGUUGAUGAUGGUACUCUCCAGAGUCACGUUUGGCAGGCUGCAACAUUACAAAACCUGCGCGUAGAAAUGUAUUGUGUAGAAAAGACGAUUGUCUCGAAGGAUAGGGAAUCGAGUCUGCUCUAUUCGUUACAUUUCUAUCUGCGAAGUUUGAACAUCUCACCUUCCUGAAUACACCCUGGUCACGUCUGUGUGUGUCACCAUGGCAACGUCCCACUCCCUUGUCAUGGGGUCAGAUGUGUUGUAAAGAGAUCUAUUUCUCUGGUUGUCUCUGAGAGGAGUGAGAGAGGUAGCCUACUGUAGAUAGCAGGAUUGGACACAACUUAAUUUAGUCCAUUUCGGGAAAGGAACAAAUCCUACUGAACAAAACAGCUAGCUUCAAAUCUUGAAAUGGUAUUCAGCCAAAACGUCUCCUGAGAAGACGGAAUAGAAAUGGAAUUUACCCGAAGUCCCAUCUCAUGCUAGCUAGGCCUUACUGUGCUUUGGCUGGGCUAAUUUGUGUGUGUGUUUUGAGAGAGACAGAUGCCCAGACCAGAGAGACAGACUAUGGUUGUGUUCAGAAGGCACAAACGGGGAGAAAUAAACCAGUUUGAAAUGGGAAAUGAAAAAAGUUGGUCCAAAAAUGUUUCUUCCUAAUUGUGCCUGCUGAACACGACCCAUGUCUGUGUGUAACUGUCAGCAGGAAAACUUCGAACAGAGAAACAGACUGAGAAUCUGACAGUGACGCAAGGAUUGCUGUAAAUAAAGGAUUGUAUUGGA
Salvelinus fontinalis (brook trout) is the source of this 12288-nucleotide messenger RNA. Its product is annotated as kinesin-like protein KIF26B. The transcript has 18 exons. The record is from RefSeq and is a predicted model, not a curated record. NCBI's taxonomy places the organism in Eukaryota, Metazoa, Chordata, Actinopteri, Salmoniformes, Salmonidae. Gene Ontology annotation, molecular function: microtubule binding; ATP binding; microtubule motor activity. Bases 574 to 7692 code for a protein of 2372 amino acids. Gene Ontology annotation, biological process: microtubule-based movement.